CUCAGCCACGCCCACGCGUCCAUCAAGAAAUCAUACGACCACAGACAGAAAAUGAUCUCGAAUAAAUCAAAAGAUUGAUUAUACUAGCGAUGUUGAAAUAUUAAAGCUGAAGCUAAACAAAUUGCGCGUUUUUACCGGAGGUCUCUCCCUCAUCUCGUCGAGCGUCUGACUUCAUGAUGAAACACUGCUCUAGUACCACCCUGCUGCAAAAACGAAAUUGAACAAGAUGUCACGAAAAUGCAAAGAUAUCGAUCGUGUGGAUGAAAUGAUAUGCGCAUGUCAACGUAUGGACAGAGCUAGAAACAGAUCGGAAAUGAUAUUGAAGAGAGUGCAAUACAUUUGUUCCCGAUACAACCCUGGCUCAACGUUAUGAUCCGCGCAAAAAUCGUCCCCGCAUCGCUACAGGCUUGCACUUUCGUUGUCGGAUUUCAAAUCGUAGGACUUUUUCAGUUUUUUCCCAUAGACGAUCUGCGUAAGUUUCAUCUCUGUGGAGUGGAGCUGAUUUAUAGUUCUACUUAUCUCGGGAAGCGGAGGCGCAGUUGCGUCUUCCACGUAAAAAACACAGAAGCUAAAAAAUGCAAAUCGAAAAAAAAAAUAUUUUUCUCAACGGGAAAUCAAUCGAAAGUCCGGAGUUCAAGUAAGGCUAACUUGGUACUAGUAGAAGCCCGAUAG
This is a messenger RNA of Amoebophrya sp. A120, 672 nucleotides long. The record is from the annotation of a GenBank genome assembly. NCBI's taxonomy places the organism in Eukaryota, Dinophyceae, Syndiniales, Amoebophryaceae.